AUGGCGGAAGAACUCUCGGCAAUGGACAGGGCUAAGGAUGCCUUCCUGGAAUUGUUGGCAACCCUCGAGGGCGACGAGCUUCUCUCCUUCGAGACCUUUGUCGGCGCUGCCGUCGAGGAGCGUCUUCAGAUGAUUAACGAUGAAGCGGAAGGAAAGCACGGACACGGACACUCUCACGAGCACGAGCAUGGACCAGGAUGUAAUCACGACCAUGAACCUACAAAGGGAGAUGUUGCAAGGUCGGGAGGGUCCAAGAUCUUUAGGCUGAACAAGAUUAUUGAGGACUUGCGAGAGCGUCUUCCCGUCAAUGCUGAAGCCCCCAGCGAGCAGAUCACCAUUCCUUCCUCAGACGAGUUCACGGGAUAUACAAAGGACAAUGUGGUACACGUAGACGGCUUCCUCUACACCGAAGACGACGUCGAUGACCUCUGCGACCAAGGAAAACUCUCCCGAAACUAUUGUCAAAAGUGCGGGUCCAAGGACACGAUGCCGUUAAAUUUCAUCUCGCAUUCUGCUUCGGUGGUGCAGUUGCAGUUCUUGUUCCAGGUGCUGUUGAAGGGUGAGAGGAGUGCGGGCAAGGUUAUCUUGGAUGUUGGGUCUCGUCUGGGCGCUGUUCUUUAUGCUGGACACUUGUUCACGGAGGCAAAGAAGUUGAUUGGAGUCGAGAUGAACGAUUACUUUUGUAAACUGCAGACGGAGAUGGUCCGGAAACACCAUCUCCAGGACAGAAUCGAGAUCGUACACGACAACUUGCUGAACAGAGCACCUCUCCUGGAAACAGCCGAUAUCAUCAUCAUGAACAACGUCUUCCAAUUCUUCUCCCCUGUCGAAGUGCAACAACAACUCUGGAAGUUCCUCCACACACACCUCAAAUCCCGAAAGGGCGCCCUCCUUAUCACCAUCCCCUCCCUCCAGGACCAGCUCAAGGAUGCAGGACUCAUCGGGCCCGUCAAGAAACCCAAAUCGAAAAAGAAGAAGGUUCCCGCGAAGCCCCCUGGUGCUGUUGGUAGUGCACCGGCGGCGGCGGCGGUGGCGAAGGAGCUGAAGGAGGAUGGGACGGAGGUCGGAAGUGUAGGGGAUUGGACGAGUUGGUUGAAGGAGGUUGAGGUGACGGUGACAGGAGCUGAGUUUGUCGAGGAGAUGAUGGAGGAUGAGCUGGAGGAGCUCAAGCUCAUCCAUGUCUACCAAGUCAUCUAA
This is a messenger RNA of Linnemannia hyalina, 1197 nucleotides long. Lineage: Eukaryota; Fungi; Mortierellomycota; Mortierellomycetes; Mortierellales; Mortierellaceae. The record is from the annotation of a GenBank genome assembly.